Messenger RNA from Sorghum bicolor (sorghum), 2189 nucleotides. RefSeq names its product la-related protein 1B. The transcript is spliced from 6 exons. The record is from RefSeq and is a predicted model, not a curated record. Lineage: Eukaryota; Viridiplantae; Streptophyta; Magnoliopsida; Poales; Poaceae. Gene Ontology annotation, molecular function: RNA binding. Bases 374 to 1789 code for a protein of 471 amino acids.
CCACGGCUAGAGGCAGGAGAGGGAUCCCGUCCGCGUCCAUCCACCGCCCCCCGUGGGAAGGCAAGGCAAGGGAAGAGCAGCGAGCGUCGCAGGAGGCAUCGGCCCCAGCUCCGGCUCCGCCCGCCGCCGCACCGUCCCCCAUCCUCCCCCCGAUCCGAUCGCCGAUCGCCGGCCCUCGCCUCGCCUCGCCUCGCCUCGUGGCAAUAUUUGGAACCCCUGUUACCGAUCGCCUCAUGCCGUACCACUGACCGAUCCCACCCCCACCCCCACCCCUCUACCCCCGCCUCCGCCGCCGCCGUUCCCGCAGUCGCCUCCGCCUCUCGCCUGCUACCCCAUCGAGGCUCUACCUCCCGAUCGGACUAGGGUGCGGACGAUGGCUAGCAGCGCCGACCCGCAUGCGGCCGUUGCCGGGGCCGGGACGCCCCCGUCCGAUAGCCCGGUCGGGGCGAAGAAGGCUAGGGCGGCGGCCGCCGUCUGGAAGCUCCCCGCGGGCGCGACGGUGCCCGUCGCGGUGGCUGUUGAAAACCCUAUCAUCGACGCGGACUCCUGGCCGGCGCUGCCCGGGCUGGUCUCUCCGCCGCCGCCGGCUGCGGGGCCAGCGGCCAAGGCGUCCCCUAAGGCCGCUUCUCCAGCUUCCACUGUGGCGGUGAUGUCGCCGGCCUCUUUGGGCAAUCCCGGCGCGCCGGAUGCUAACCCUGGAAAUGAUGCUCCGGUGCGCAAUCCUGUGGCCCGGCGUGCCCUGGUGAUGCCUGUGGCGGAUGGGCUGGAGAAGAGUGCCCCUGCACCAGAAUCAUCCCCUGUUUAUGUGCCUAAUAAUGCCCGGAGCAACGGCGCAGAUCCUCAUCAGAAUGGACGCUUUGGCUCCCACCCCCAUGCCCGAGGUGGUGGCUAUGGUGGGGGAAACAGGAGGGGUAAUGGUGGAGGUGGUGGGCGACGUGGGGGUGAGCACCACGGGGGUUUUGAUGGACAACGGCGCGGAGGUGGACGCAGAGAUGGGCAUGGACCAGUUCAUCAGCAGCGUGGCCAUCAGCCAACAUACAUUAGGGCUCCUCCUACUCUGGCUGUUGUAGCAGGAGCACCUCCGCCGCCGCCUCCAUUUGUUAGCCCCGCUACUCAGACACCACCUUAUGGGGCGCCUAUGGGCUUCCCUGCAGACAUAGCACCGCAUGUUUACUAUUUUGCGGCACCCACCUCGGAAGGCAUUCAAGGCCUGCCUUUUGUGCAUCCAGCAAGCCCCCAAGCUGUUUUAAUCGACCCUUUCCGAAAGGGUCUUCUGGAGCAGAUAGAAUAUUAUUUCAGUGAUGCCAAUCUGUGUAAGGACCUAUACCUGCGGCAACGCAUGGAUGACCAAGGUUGGGUGCCAUUAUCCCUGAUUGCUGGCUUUCCCCAAGUCCAGAAGAUUACUAAUAAUAUUCAGUUUAUCUUGGAAACAGUCAUGCUAUCUAACGUUGUGGAAGUGCAGGGUGACAAACUGCGAAGGCGUGGAGCAUGGGAGAAUUGGCUGCUUCCAAAACAAAAUUAUUCUGCUGGGAGUUCUUCUGGUUCGUUGUCCCCUGUGACAUCCAACAUUGAUUCUCUGGCAUCUCAGUUUCGUUCUGUUGGAUUUGAGGGGGCAACAUACCAUGCCAACAUGCCAGGAAUGCAUGGUGAAGCUCUCCUGACAAGAUCAGCAACUUCAGUUAGUCUAGGUUAUCAUGCAUCAACCUUCGGUGGCCUACAGAGCAAUGGGAGUGGACCUCUUUUUGGGCCGAAGUCUGCAAGAAAUUUACUGAGGAGCGAUACCUUUUGAGGCUAUAUAUUCAAGAAAUAUGAAGUAUAAUGGCAGGCCGAGUUUUCACAGUAACGGCCUGCACACCUUAUCUCUUGUGAGGUGAAAGAUCAGUUGGUAAAAAAAACAAAAAAAGGGCAAAAGCAUAAUACCAAAAAAAAAGAGAUAGGCAUACACAAAGAACUGAAAAAAACGAAAAAAAAAAGAAAAUACAAAAAUAAAAAUAAAAAGGGCAUGACAGCUUUUGUGCUGGUACUCCUGUCCUUUGUGUCAUGUGAACCUAGUAGGUUUGUUUUCGAAUGCUAGCAGUUUGAUGGCUGUUUUGUGUAAACCGAGUUAUUAAAUUGUCAUGGAUGGUAUCGUUCGGAAACUGUUGAGUGGUCGAAGUUAUAUAAAAGUACAUGACAUUAUUAUUAGUUCU